Messenger RNA from Pseudo-nitzschia multistriata, 2793 nucleotides. Lineage: Eukaryota; Bacillariophyta; Bacillariophyceae; Bacillariales; Bacillariaceae. The record is from the annotation of a GenBank genome assembly.
CUUGAUGGUCUUACAAGGGGAUCAAGGACUACGUCGAGGAGGCAAAGUAGGCAUCGAGGAGCAAUAGACAUCUAUUUUCUUGUGAUUAAAACAAAACGAAACGCAAUCAUGUCCUCGUAUCGCCCCGUAUAUAUUCCAAAACGACGCAAGCUGGCAGCUCACAACAACGAGGGCAAGCACGCCAAUGCCACGGAACGAAACAAAAUUCCAUUUCAAAAACGACACACCAAAAACCAGCAGUCCCGGUUUCACGGUGCUUUUACUGGGGGGUUUUCAGCCGGCCACUUCAACACCGUGGGGACCAAAGAAGGGUGGGCGCCUUCGCAGGUCAAAAAGAGGGACCAGAAGCUGGAAGAUUUUAUGGACGAAGAAGAUCAUAGCGAAUGGGGAGGACCGACGCGGCUCCGGGAAGAGUUUGGAUCGAAGGCUKGGGCUCCUGCUGCUGCUGAGUUCGGGCAAUCUAGAAUAGCGGGCAUGAAUGCCCCGGGUGAGGCUGACCUUACAAACUUGGGAACUUCUAUGGGGAGCAAGUACCAAAUGCCUUUACUUCUUCCCCUAAAAUCCAUAUUGGAGGUUUCUCACGAAACCAUCGGUCCAAGACUGUUGCGGCGUCUAGGCUGGAGGGAAGGAAGAUCCGCGAUUAUACCAGAAAACGAAACAACAAUAGUGAAGUCCGAGGGAAAGGAGGACAAGGAUAAUGAGAACGAGAACGAUCUGGAAAAGGCUAGCCUGUCGAAACGAAGACUUCGCAAGCUUCAGCUGCAAUCGAGCCGAAUCGUGAAACUGCCGUCCCCAAAGCUCGACCAAUGCGGUCUCGGAUUCGAACCCUACAAGGACGCACCGGAAUUCGAGCGUUAUAGAGAACAACGAAGGAAACGAGCCCAAGAUAGGGCUUCCUACAACCGGAACGCGAAGGACAGAAACGUCUAUCGCUUGUCGGACAUUGCAGCGGACCCGUUUGGUGGCGGCGACUCUGCAUUGUCGUACGAACGGAACACUCGUAAAGCGAGUGGCAGCAGCGACUACCUGGGUUUUGAAACGACAGAAGACUUUGUUGGGAGGCGCUCGGCGGCCGGUUUCGCCCUACGGGACGACGAGGACGAUGCCUACGACGAUGAAGGGUUCCGAAAAGGUCUGAUCAAGAAAGGAGGUCUGCUCGAGGCCGGAGACGAAUACAACACGGAGGCAUACGAGCACGAAUACAGCAGCGACGACGAAUGCGAUGUGGGCUCGUCUCUGCCAAAGAUCCAAGGUCCUUUUUCUGUGAAAAUGGGGAACGCACAUUCGCCAUCAAAUGGCAAGAGUCGCAACCCAGUGGACGCGGGGAACGUGUUUGCAGCUUGGGCGGGAACGAACCCAUCGACCGAGGGGAAAUUAGCAACGCCACCGCCGUCGUCGAAUCAUAAGGGAGCCAUUACGCGGGCGAGAGUAACAUCGGAUAAACGAGCGCCGAUCACUGGAUUCGUCGUGGGAGGCUCUAUGGAUACUAGCAAAAAGCGAUACCCCGGUCCCGAUAUACUUCGCAACUAUACAGUUCAGAAGCACGUAUUCGGAGAGCACGAAAAUCCGCUUUUCCUUGAAGCAAUUUCGAACGCCGUGAAACUCGAACAAAAGGACGAGCGAACCGCUCGGAUUGAGCAGCAGGAAACGCAACAUCAAACGCCUCAAGGAAUCACUGAACCCUCCAAUCGUCCCCUAACCGAGAACUUUUCGUCGUUGGCAGAUGCAAUGAGAAAUAGAUUUACAUCUGGCGAAUCCUCGUUCAUAGACAAGGGAGACUCUUCCCAUGAGAAACAGAAGGCAUUUCCAGGGGGGUUGCACAUGCCGAGUCCUGUUCAACACAACAAUGAUGCUCCUGAGGGCACAGAUCCUUCGAAUCACGGGAACCACAAUCAAAAGAUUGCCAUCCAACGGACCGUGCAAUCCUUCUUUCCAAAUCCAUUGGUGUGCAAACGAUUUCGUGUGCCAAUCCCAUCGAAGGCGAGAAAGAACAAUGCUUGGGAUGCUAUAGACAGCAGCAAGACCAAGGAAUCGCUCUAUUUCGAAAAGGAAAUCUUGCAAAAGGCGAUACAGCAAACACGAAUCCAGCCCGGCAAUACUGUGCCAGGGACACAUGGCAAUCGUUCCGCCAAUACUUCGGAAUCACGGACGAGCCAAAGUAGCCAAAAAGAAGGGCAAGGAACUCGAUCGGAGAUCGAGCGGCCUUCCAUUGAAAAACUUAAAUCGGUGUUUGAGGCGUCUUCCGACGAAUCUUCUUUGAGCGAGGACGGCAACGAGGGGAGUGACACGGAAGAAAGAGAGCCCCAUGCGGAUCCUACGAUCAAGGCGACGACGCGCGACCCAAGCAGAUCUAUCGAAGCCAAACUACCAUUGAGAGAGGGCGGGAAAGAUUCACCUAACGACACUAUCGAAACGAAUGCGGAAUCGAUUAGGGCGAUAGUAGAAUAUCAAUUUUCAUCACCUUUGCGAGGAGAAGAGGACGUCAGCAUUCCUUCUGGCAGCAACAGUGACGGGUAUGGCGACGAUGGAUCUUCGAGGGGUCGGAAGAGGAAGAAAGAAAAACGCCCCCGAAAUCAUGAUCGUCGUCGCAAACGACACAAACGAAAGAGGUCCCGAUCUACUGAUCGAGACAGGGACUCUCGCUACUACUCGGAUAAUACGGAAGAAGAGGAUGGAAGAGCGAGAGACCGACGUCGUCGAAAGGACAAAAAACGAAAGAAAGAGAAGUCGUCGUCGUCGAAGUAUCGAUGAAGAAAAGGAGACAAAACCUAUGAAUAACAAGACAGUGAUUGG